Molecule: messenger RNA, 1269 nt
Organism: Sungouiella intermedia
Lineage: Eukaryota; Fungi; Ascomycota; Pichiomycetes; Serinales; Metschnikowiaceae
Source: the annotation of a GenBank genome assembly
AUGGCUUCAAGAACAACCGGAACUCCUACGGAGCUACGGCCACGUGCAGACGCAACGUCUAGUGAGUCCUACUCAACAGAUUCCAACGGAAAUCUAAUCUGUCCCACUGACCCUGCCACAUGUCCCGUGUGUCCCGAUGACCAGGAAUGUUACCAACAGGCACGAACAUCCACCAGCUGCGCCAAGUACAUCUGUGUGCCCAAAUCAAACCUGUCGAAGGGGUCUGUCCCCGUUGGAGGCAUCGUUGGCGGAGUGUUGGGAGGUGUAGUGGUGAUCCUUGCGUUAUUGUUUGCAUAUUACAAGUUUGUCUAUCGAAAGAAACAUCCACGUCUCACAGAUGACUUGGCCAUGAGCGAAAUGGAUGCGGACGGGUCGUUUCUGGUUGCUGGCGGCGAUGACUCGCAUCUGGGCGAGAAGUCCGACCGUCCGCAGGCUCGUCGUGCUGGCCUGUCUAACUCCGUCAACAAGAAUCAUCGUCUACUGGCCUACGAAUCGUUUAUGCGUCCACAGACCCGUUACACCAAAAGGCCCGGAGGAAGUUCUCCCGGUGGAAGUGGACCUGGCAGUGUGGCAGGUAGUGGUGCUCGGGGCCAGGUGCGUGGAGGCAUGGCCAACUAUGCCAACCUGGAAUUAUCCAAGAGAAACUCCAUUGCUACCACAAUUUCCACCACCAACGCAUCGAACAUUCUUCCUAUCGCAUAUAUUCCGGGCGUGACCAUUCGUCCUACGAAAAACAAUACGCGGUCCAUCUAUUCGUACGAAACAGACCUGAUUUUCUCCGACAUGAAUGCCAUUGAGAAUGCCUCCAUUGUGGCAGAUCGCACUGGUGCGCACCAAAAGAGCACCAUGACAGCCAUCCGGGCCCAACCUAAAUUGAUCAAUGUUGCGCGGAUCGAUGAAGAUGACGAGGAUAUGGGGGAUGAGGAUCUUGACGAUGAAGAAAUCGAUCUUGAAGAUAUGAACCUUGACGACCUCCGCGAUCUCAACCGGGAACCACAUGAAGAAGCCAAUAAUAAUACCUGGGACAUUAAAGAUCUGUCGGUGGGUACUGUGCUGUACACUGUGAACACACUGAGCAGCAACAUGCAUGAACAACCAGACAGCGAGGCAGAUUCAGAUGUGGAUUCAGACAUUGUGGAGAUUGGACGGGCCACGUCGACUCGCCAGGCACGCGAGGUUUUGGUGGACCAUACGGAUCUUAUAAAUCUCGAGCGGGAUGAUCAGCUGGGGUCAUUUAUCUUGGACAUCGGAGUACCUGAGAGAUCGUAG